This is a messenger RNA of Fusarium poae, 1359 nucleotides long. RefSeq lists its product as uncharacterized. The transcript has a single exon. NCBI's taxonomy places the organism in Eukaryota, Fungi, Ascomycota, Sordariomycetes, Hypocreales, Nectriaceae. Bases 1 to 1359 code for a protein of 452 amino acids. The record is from RefSeq and is a predicted model, not a curated record.
AUGUGCUAUUUCGACCAAGUUCGCUGGAGCUGCGGUGUAUGGAGAUGGGGCCAGUUCCGACAGCAUUGUAUCAAGGAACAUCGAAUUGGGGAAACUUGUGGAUUGAAGCUUGUUUACGAGACGAAAUUUGAGCCAGGAGUAUGCCGCCUGUGCUCCAAGACAGAGAAAAAGCAGCGUCGCUAUGACAAGAUGUACCGAGACGUUGAACGUUGGCAACAAGAUAGUAACCGAACCGCCAUCGUCGAACGAACAUGCGGUCAGAUGGAAGAAGUUGCCAGUCAGAUCCAUCUUAUGAGACAGGAGCACAACCACAGGGUAGAAGGUGGGCGACCAAGUCAUACGGAAAGGUCUAAACCGACGGUGGCUGAUGGGUCAUCUCGAACGAUUGGAAACUCGACCGUGUCCCAGAACAACGACCCAAGGGUUGCUAGUGUUCCUGCCGACGAAGUUCAGCCAAUCCGUCCUCUCACCACCACUCUCCUGGGAGCAUCAUUCUCCCUCGGAGAUCUCACCCAAACCAGGUUUAGAGAAGGCCGUGAUAGCCUCGAUGAUGACCUCAGUAGCGAUGGCUCUGGUAGCUGCAUAUCUUCAUCUACAGCCCCUACUUCAGUAUCUGGCGGAGGGGCAGCUGAACAACGUGAAGCAAAUGAGGCUUUUAUCGAUCUCCUUUACAGUUCUGUGGACUUGCGAAAGCUCAUACACCCAGCUCUGUAUGGGAAAGAAGCGUCUCGAAAAAGACUUCUAGGCAAACUCCGAAAACUACUGAAGCUACUCGGACAAGAUUUGGAAAUUGAAAUACGGAGUUCAGAAUCAACUCGGAUAGGUCUGUUCUUCAGAAAGUCAGGCAGCCAGCUGUCUUCCGAGAUUAUUAAUGGUUUAUCUAAAGAAGAAAGACGAGAAGAAGAAAGGGUUCCUAGGGACAGGGAAGUCGACCCCGUAUCAGAAGACGACGAGCCAAACGAGUCUGAUUCAGGAGAUGAGAAUGAUGCUCAACCUAACAUGCCUGGACUGAAAAGUCUAAUUGCUUCCACGGACUCUUUUUGCGCCUUUGUCACGCGUUUAGUUGACCUUGUUCAUCCAUCGUUUGAGGCACGACUAAAACGCCUGUCCAAGUCACAGAGCAAAGGGAUGAAUGAUUCCGACAUCCGUCGCAUCACAGAAAUGGUAUCAGAACUCGCAUACUCAAAACCAACAGGUAUUAUCUCAACCGAAUGUGAGAGGGUUUCGUGGAUACACAAGUGGUUCAUUUCCCUCAGGGCGGCGCUUCCGCGUGAAUGGGAUUUGUGGCCACUGGAUGUGUCCGAACUGCAACCACCGUCUAAUUGUGCUGCACUCACUUGGACUUGCGUAAGUAUCUAG